Molecule: messenger RNA, 999 nt
Organism: Chara braunii
Lineage: Eukaryota; Viridiplantae; Streptophyta; Charophyceae; Charales; Characeae
Source: the annotation of a GenBank genome assembly
GGAUUGCCCCAAUAACAGGCGUGAUUGCAUUUUCCGUCACGUGCUUGUGCUGCUAUCGUGCAGCGGCAUCUUGAUCGACGGUCGAUGGAGGUAGCAUCGUAGAAUGGGUGGAGGUUUCUACUCUUCGCCUGCACAAUCGCCAUGGCCAGCCUCGUCCCGGCAUGUCAAGCGCAAGGAGCGAAUACAGAUGCGGUCAUAGUCGCUGCUGGAUAGCUGGACAGGCAGAGAGCCAGAUAGGUGGUUGCAGCCGGAUGACCAUCCAGCUAUCGCAGUUGUUGUGUUCAAGGUCUAGGUGGCUAUCUCUAGGCUGUAAUCUCAGCUGAAGGAAGGGAAGAAUGAUGAGGAACACGAUGAGUAUGCCCUCGCCAUCCCAACUGACCCAUCCCCAUCGGCCGUCUUCCGUGUCUGAGGAGGGCUUGUUCUCCAUGCUGGCAGAAGACUUGACAGUGGUUGAGGACAAGCAAGCAGAGACACUGAAAGCAAUAAAGGAUGAAUUGUUUGCAGAGCUGCGGAAGGAAGAGAAGAAGCUUGACUGUGAUGCAUGGAUGUAUGGCACUCCUCGUAGUCGGAUUUGAUUCUCUCACAUGGCAAGAUUGGAUUUCCCGAAUGUAGCUCUCUCGUUUCUUCAACUUUCUUGUACUUGCACUGUUUUCUUUCAAAGUGCUAUGCACUGUACACAGCGCAUGUCAUGCCAUGUAGACCUGGUGAUUUCAGAUAGCUGUAUGGUAUCUCUGAAUGGCGGGUUCGUUCGUCGGGCUUGGCAGUUCCCCGGGCCCAGCAGUUUGUUGCCCGAAUGUUGCUGCAUUUCACACUUGUCUUUGUGAAUGCUAUGUGUGCAUUAUCGCAACUGUUUCCAGAGGAUUUCAUAGUCACUCCCAUGGAAGUCGCUGCAUUUGAUGGACACGUAGCUUCUCUUUGUAAAUGCGGUGUGUGUGUGUGUGUGUGUGUGUGUGUGCAACUGAGCGUCCAGAGAAUUUCCUAAGCGACCCAUUGUGCAAG